Molecule: messenger RNA, 480 nt
Organism: Sparassis crispa
Lineage: Eukaryota; Fungi; Basidiomycota; Agaricomycetes; Polyporales; Sparassidaceae
Product: Probable deoxyuridine 5'-triphosphate
Exons: 5
Coding region: 1-480 (159 amino acids)
Biological process (GO): dUTP catabolic process; dUMP biosynthetic process
Molecular function (GO): magnesium ion binding; dUTP diphosphatase activity
Source: RefSeq, a predicted model, not a curated record
AUGUCUCCCGCCGAGGAGAAUGGAAAAUCUGAGCAGACUCCUGUCUCGAACUUGCUCAUCAAGCGGCUGUCCGAGAAGGCCAAGCUUCCUACGCGGGGAUCGCCUCUCUCUGCAGGCUAUGACCUUUACAGCGCAGAGAGGAAACUGAUCCCAGCGCAUGGAAAAGCUUUAGUUGACACGCAACUCUCCAUCGCCGUCCCCGCGGGAACGUACGGUCGUGUUGCUCCUCGGAGCGGACUCGCAUCCAAAUUCAUGAUUGACACGGGGGCAGGCGUCAUUGAUGCUGAUUACCGCGGGGUACUAUUCAUUCUGCUGUACAAUCUCUCAGACCAGGAUUUCCAAGUCGAGGAGGGAGACCGCAUAGCACAGCUCAUUCUCGAGCGCAUUGUGACGCCCGAGGUUCUGGAAGUCGACGAUUUGGAUGAGACGUUGCGUGGCGGAGGAGGUUUCGGUUCAACCGGCGGGCACAAUGCGCUUUAG